GUUUGUGCGUUUCGUGUCGUUUGUCCCUCCUCUCGUCCCUUACCGACCGAAUGCUAAUCACGUGACCGGGCAGGGCUGCUGCUGCUGCUGCCAGAGAACUAACUGUCAACCACACUGUUAUUGUUGGAUCCAUCUGUGUCCCUGGAGUGUUGAUGGAGACGUCAUUGGGGGGGUCGCACACCCCGUGACAUGUGGCCCGAGGCAGGAAUCUCCCACUUUGCAUCUCCUGUCCCUGAACGCAGCACGCCGCCAUGGCCUCCAGUUACCCCACCCCCUUUGAGGGCACGGGGGAAGUGAAGGAGGGCUUCCUGUGCCCGCUGUGCCUGAAGGACCUGCAGUCCUUCUACCAGCUCCAGGACCACUAUGAGGAGGAGCACUCCGGGGACGACGGCCACGUGCGGGGGCAGCUCAAGAGUUUGGUUCAGAAGGCGAUGAAAGCCAAAGACAAGCUGCUGAAGCGGGAUGGAGACGAGCGACCGGACACCGGCAGCUACGAGUCCUUCUACUACGGCGGAGUGGACCCCUACAUGUGGGAGCCUCAGGAACUGGGAGCGACCAGAAGUCACCUGGACUUGUUUAAAAAGCACCGGGCCGCUCGGAUAGAUCACUACGUCAUUGAGGUCAACAAGCUCAUCAUCAGACUGGAAAAGCUGACGUCGUUCGACAGGAUCAACUCCGAUGUCGCCAAAAUCCGAGCCAUUGAGAAGUCGGUGGUGUCCUGGGUGAGCGACUCGGACGUCCCGUUCUGUCCCGACUGCGGGAACAAGUUCAACAUCCGGAACCGGCGGCACCACUGUCGCCUGUGUGGCUCCAUCAUGUGCAGGAGGUGCAUGGAGUUCGUCCCCAUUCCUCUGGCUCACAAGCUGAUCAACGGGACCCGAGAGGCGCUGUGUGUCCCCGGGAGCCCCGUCCAGUCCCAGUCCCCCCCGGCCGGGGUCGUGUGCGUGGGCGGGGGCGGGAUGGGCUCCAGGAGAGGCAGCAUCAGCAGCCUGAGCAGCGUGACGUCCAUGCUGGAGGAGAAGGACGACGAGAAGAUCCGCUGCUGCCGCCACUGCAUGGACACGCUGCUGAAGAGGCAGCAGAAGCUGGAGGAGAAGGACCACAUGCCGGACGUGGUGAAGCUCUACGAGCGGCUGAGGAUGUGCAUGGAGAAGGUGGACGAGAAGGCUCCGGAGUACAUUCGAAUGGCUGAGUCGCUGAACGCCGGAGAAACCACCUACAACCUCGACACCGCCGGCGGACUGAGACUGGAGGUGCAGAAAUACUACGAACUAAUCGACGCCCUGAGUAAGAAGAUUCUAACACUGGGAGCCAAAGACGAACCGCCCCCGCGGCCGAAGGCCCUCCAGCUGCAGAGGAUGAUCCGCUACACGGCCACGCUGUUCGUCCAGGAGAAACUUUUGGGUCUCAUGUCUUUACCCACCAAGCAUAAAUAUGAGGAACUGAAAGAAAAGCGGAAACAGGAACAGGAGAAGAGACUCCAGCAGGAGAGACUGGCGACCCAGGAGACCCUGAAAAGGAGGCAGGAGUCGGAGAAGAACCGCCCGCCGGCGCCGCCCAGCACCAACGGAGAGCUGCCGCGGGCCCCGAGAGUGACCAAAGUGGGCGGAUGGCUGCCCUCCGCGGACGGCGUCCACGCGCGCGCCGAGCACGAGGACCCCCUCCUGCAGCAGAUCGAGAACAUCCAGUCGUUCCUGCGGCAGGCGCGGGACGCGCGGCGGGCGGACGAGGUGGCCAUGCUGGAGGAGAACCUGCGGCAGCUGCAGGACGAGUACGACCAGCAGCAGACCAGCCGGGCCAUCGCGCUCUCCCAGAAGCUCGCCGCCGAGGAGAGCCUGCAGCAGGGCGAGCUCGAGCGCCUGGAGGCGUGGGAAAGGGAGGAGCGGGGGCAACGGGGCCCCGCCGCGGGCGGCGCGCGGCCCCCCGUGGCGUGGGAGGGGCCUCCGGACGGCGGCCGCCAAGACGACGGGGAGGAGGAAGCGGGGGAGCUGACGCCGACGGCCGAGGGGAGUCCGUCCCCCGCGAGGGCAGAGUCCCCCGCGCUCGCCGGGCAGGAGGAGUCGCCACCCAGGCUGAGGAGCUUAGGGGGCCACGUGACCCCCCCUGGUGGCGAAGGGCAGAACAGCGCCUCCCUCAACCCCUUCGAUGACGAGGAGGCCACUCCCGUCGAGGAGGAUCCGUCCAAUCCCUUCUUUGAGGACAUGAAGCGGGAGCACCGGGAGGUCGGCGGCGGGAGGGAGUACAACCCGUUCAACGAGGACGACGAGGUCAAGCGCGGCGAGGCCGGGAACCCCUUCGAAGACAGCGACGCCGAGGCCGGGAACCCUUUCCUGGAGGGGAACUCUCCGGUAGUCUCCACGAACCCCUUCGACGGGGACGAGGUGGCGGGGGACCUGCCCGACGUGGACGUGAUCGAGGAGGAGCUCCUGCUGCAGCAGAUCGACAACAUCCGGGCCUACAUCUUCGACGCCAAGCUCAGCGGGCGCCUGGACGAGGUGGAGCUGCUGUCGGUGAACCUCAGAGAGCUGCAGCGCACCCUACAAGAGCAGAAGAAAAAGAAGCACUGAGCCCCCCGAAUACCUGCUACUUACCAAGUCCUGCAAGGCUAGCCCACUUUACAAGACUCAUGAGCCCUGUGGUUUUAGGUCGGGCGAGGUCUUGCUGCCCCACAGAGAGGUUUGGCGAGUUCUGAGAUUCUUCUUUCUAAACCACUCCCCCCUGUACGGAGCGCUGGAGUCGUAUUUCAGCAUGCACAUGUGUUCAAGCACCGCGAGGAAAAGUCCAUUUGUACAGUUUGCAUGUUUCUGUCUACGUGAGCCGGGGGGGGGGGACAAGAGGGAACCAAGAAGCAUUUAAUGCACAUUUGAAAAUCUAUAGUUAAAUAACACCAGGGUGGUUUUUGCCAAAUGAUGUUCAGAGUGUAAAAAUAACCUGAGUUCAUGCAGCUCCUUGUGGAUCCUCCCUGCAGAUUCCUUAUCGUACUGACAACUUUAGUUUAUUUGAGGUAAUUGAAGGAAUAACAACAAAAAAACACUUUGAAUUCACUAAUUAAAUCCGCCUGAUCAUUCAGUUGUUGUCGACCGAAAUGUCAUGUAGUGCUUAAAUUAUGAGCUCGGUCACAUGACUCGCUGUCCUUCCGCGUCUUUUAAUCGCGUCACAAAUUAUAAGGGAAAUAAAAGCCGCCGUUGAUGCUCCCGUCCUGUGACGUAUUCUCAUAAACUGAAUUUCCUGUCUGAACGGUCGCGCUUUCAGUUCCGUUUUCUUUUCGUGUGUUUGGUCAGUGUCUCCUCGCCGGGGUCCCGUUAUCUUUUAAAAGCACUGAACCAGGUUGAACCCCCCCCCCCGUCCCGAGGGACUUCUCUCGUUCUUCGAUGCCGGCCUUUUUAAAAUUGAACCAGAGGCCGCGUUUGACUUCCAGCUUUUAUUUUUCAUUCACAAAUCUGGACUAAUAAAAUCGCAGGUUUAAGAAUACAAAGCCUUGGAUGCCAGCAGUAGUUUUUGUUCACGAUCGCUUCAAACGGCAUCUGCUGAGGCACAUCGCUUCCUCGAGCCAUCGAAUAAGACGCUAGAAUGCUAGAAUCAGUGUUACAGACGUAAUCAACUUAAAUCUUCGGGUUAACGGAAACAUCGUGAACAGGUUUGUCAGAUAAAUUAUCACUACAUCGAUGCCAACAAGUAUUAUCGCUCAGUUCUGCUCUGAGUUGUCAUAGUGCUUCACACUGUGUGUGUAUUCUGUUGAUCUCACACUAAUAUCUGAUGUCCACACAGAAGCAGAACAUGUGACACUAAAUGUUUUGUGAGCGCGAAUAACCGGAGCUUCUUUGUGUGUAAGCAAGUGAUUUUUAUUUUUUUAGCUCAUUUGCCGAAACUUUUUUUUUUUUAAGCACGAACUUCCAUCACAGCACCAAUAAAAAGAAAGAAAGAAAAUUGUUAAAGUAAAAA
Gasterosteus aculeatus aculeatus (three-spined stickleback) is the source of this 3942-nucleotide messenger RNA. RefSeq names its product rabenosyn, RAB effector (gene rbsn). The record is from RefSeq and is a predicted model, not a curated record. Gene Ontology annotation, molecular function: metal ion binding. NCBI's taxonomy places the organism in Eukaryota, Metazoa, Chordata, Actinopteri, Perciformes, Gasterosteidae.